GGCGCCUCCUCCUGCCUCCGUGCGCGGCAGGGGCAGCGGCUGGACCCGGGCGCGGGCUGAGCGCGAGAAAGAAACAGCUGUAAAGGACAUCCUUGGGACAGUUAUGAACAUUUGAAUUUCAACUGGAUAUUAGAGAUGGCUGAUUCUGACCCUGGGGAAAGAGACUAUGACAGCACGCCAAAAACACUGUCAGACCUGAAUAAAGACUUGGAAAAACUACUGGAAGAAAUGGAGAAAGUCUCAGUGCAGGCCACAUGGAUGGCCUACGACAUGGUGGUGAUGCGCACCAACCCCACGCUGGCGGAGUCCGUGCGCCGGCUGGAGGAUGCCUUCCUCAACUGCAAGGAGGAGAUGGAGAAGAACUGGCAAGAGCUGCUCAGGGAGACCAAGCGCAAACAGUGACGCUGCGGGCAGCCUGUGCGGAGAAGCCACUGGUGGUGGGUUUUCUGCUUGGCGGAGUGACAGCGACCCAAAUAUACGGCGCUAUGCACAGCACUUGAUUUCUCAGUAAACUUAUUUUCAAGCACAA
Molecule: messenger RNA, 529 nt
Organism: Manis javanica (Malayan pangolin)
Lineage: Eukaryota; Metazoa; Chordata; Mammalia; Pholidota; Manidae
Gene: SYCE3
Product: synaptonemal complex central element protein 3
Biological process (GO): reciprocal meiotic recombination; synaptonemal complex assembly; spermatogenesis
Cellular component (GO): central element
Source: RefSeq, a predicted model, not a curated record